Molecule: messenger RNA, 399 nt
Organism: Solanum dulcamara
Lineage: Eukaryota; Viridiplantae; Streptophyta; Magnoliopsida; Solanales; Solanaceae
Exons: 2
Coding region: 1-399 (132 amino acids)
Source: RefSeq, a predicted model, not a curated record
AUGGCAAGAUGCUACAAUCUUGCCUCCACGGCGAAUGUCUUGCAGUAUCAGCAUCAAACCAUGAAAAUUGCUUUCCAAAUGCUCGAAUCUCUCAAAGAUAUAUUCAAAGAGAAGAAUCAUGCUGCAAAGAAGACUCCCAUGAAAGCCCUUUUGAUCACCAAAAUGGAUGAAGAAUCUUCUAUCAGGGAACAUGUAUUGAAGAUGAUGAGUUAUUUGAAUGAGCUGGAGAUACAUGGUGCUACCAUUGAUAAUGAAUAUCAGAAAUUAUUGAAUGAACUGACAGUGGAAGAAUCUAUUAUCAAACAACAAGCUCUUUCUGUGGCAUUCAUGGUGGACAAACCUAUCGCUUCCUCUUCUAAGCCAGUAAAAGCCCAAAAGAAAAAGAAGAAGAUCUGCUAG